Molecule: messenger RNA, 4306 nt
Organism: Cotesia glomerata
Lineage: Eukaryota; Metazoa; Arthropoda; Insecta; Hymenoptera; Braconidae
Exons: 20
Coding region: 35-3943 (1302 amino acids)
Source: RefSeq, a predicted model, not a curated record
AUAUUUUAAAACUGUCAAGUCAAGUUAUAACGUAAUGAAGUCUUCUAUAAAUUUUGUAUUAUUUGUGGUCUUAAUUAGUGUUGUUUUAAAAACAGUACUAUCCAGUGAUGAAUCCCUUAAAAGUUUGAACAAAGAUGGACCUAUCGUAGAAGUUCAAGAUGGUAAAUUGCGUGGUGUUAAGGAGAAAAAUUAUAAUGGAACAGAUUAUUUCUAUGCUUUUCGUGGCAUUCCAUAUGCUAAACCACCCGUUGGGGAUUUAAGAUUCAAGGAACCAAAGCCAGUCGAACCGUGGUCUGAUAUAAGAGAUGCCCAAUUCUUCGGCAAUAUGUGUGCUCAAUUUCACUGGGGAUUGAAACAUUUAGAGGGUAGUGAUGACUGCCUUUAUCUGAAUGUGUACACCACAGAUCUCACUCCUGAAGAGCCACGUGCAACAAUGGUUUCAUUACAUGGUGGAGGUUUUUUCUGGGGUACUAGUAACGAUCUUUUAUAUGGACCUGAUUUUCUUAUUAAGAAGAAUAUUGUACUAGUAACAUUGAACUACCGUCUUGGUAUUUUUGGUUUUCUUAAUUUGGAUGAUGAAGAAGUACCGGGUAACCAAGGUCUAAAAGAUCAGAUUAUGGCAUUAAAAUGGAUUAAAAAUAAUAUCGCGAAAUUUGGUGGGGAUCCAACUCGUAUUACGCUUUUUGGACAGAGCGCAGGCGCCGCAUCUGUUCAUUUCUUGAGUUUUGUUCCAGCAGCUCAAGAGUUAUUUCACAGAAUAAUACUACAGAGUGGACUUGCGACUGUUCCGUGGGCAAGUCCAUCACAAUCCAUGACGUAUGCAGCAAUUAGAGUAGCUAGGAAUUUAGGAAGCAAUGCUACUGAUACCAAAGAACUAAUAAAGUUUCUACAAAGUGUGGAUGCAGUUAAAUUGGCUGACACUGUACACAAAACUUUUAAUCCACAGAAAUAUUAUACUCCUGAGAAACCAUUUGUGCCAUCCAUAGAUUCAAAAUCGAAACAUCCGAUUUUACUCGCUUCAAUCAGAGAUUUAGUGAAACAGGGUAUUAAAGUACCUUGUAUUGUUGGUUACAACACUGAAGAAGCCAUUUUUUUGUUAGCAGAGGUUGGAGAUGACGAUUAUCAAUAUAUAGAUAUGCAAUUGAUAUUUUCAAACGGAAAAAAAUUUUUACAAGAUCGUGGUGUGUCUAUUGGUGAUGUGAAAAAAUUUAUUAUGGGCGAUAAAAAAUUCAACCGAGAAAACGCCGCGCCAAUAAUACAGUUACUUCAAACAUACUUUCAAACAGCGUACGUCGAUGAAUUUCUCGAAAUUCAAACUACAGAAGUACCUGAUAUACCAGUAUAUUUAUACAAAUUUGAUUAUUAUUCAAAAGAAACUGCGAUGGUGCAAAAAUUUUUCAAAUCCGAUUUAGAAGGCACAGCUCAUGCUGAAGAAAUACCUUAUCUUUUUCAUUGUAAGUUUUUUCUGAACCUUGGUAUUAAACAACCGAUUUCUUAUCCAUCUGGGAGGAUCGUUCAACAACGAAUGUUGACACUAUGGACAAAUUUUGCCAAAACGGGAAACCCAAACUUGCCAAAAUCAGAAGUAAUUUCUGUUGAUUGGAAGCCGGUGGAUAAUUCAACUGAAUUCAACUGUUUGAAAAUUUCUGAUAAUCUCACCAUGAUAAAAGAACCAAAUAUCUUGCGUCAAUUAGAAACAUUCGCUCAACAUGACGGAUGUUUGAUAGGAUUAUUUCAGCGAGGUAUCAUGCAAAGUGGAGUUGCGACGAAUCCAUGGGCAUAUACAUCCCUGUCUAUGAAAGAAGAAGCUGAAAAAAUAGCUGAUAAAUUAGGAAAAAAGGCUAGUGAUACUAAAGAGCUUAUUGAAUUUUUACAAACUAUCGAAGCUCAUGAUUUGAUUGACGCAGUACAGUCAUUUGUUAAUCAAACAAAUAAAUAUGUGAGCGUAAAUCGAUUUGUACCGUCAGUAGAUUCAAAAUCAAAAACUCCAUUUUUAAGUAUUCCAGUCAUUGUCCAAGCUCAGUCAGGGAUUAAAGUACCUCAUAUUAUCGGCUACAAUAGCGACGAAGCAAUUAUUUUGCUCGCAGGCUUGAAAGAAGUUGAUUAUUCCGAAAUCAACUCAAAUCAAGAUAUGCUACUUUCUUCAAACGAAAGACAAUUUUUACAAGCAAGAAAUAUUUCUGUAAGCGAUGUAAAAAAAUUCUUCAUGGGAGACAAAGAAAUUAGUGAGGAAAACCGUCGCGAAAUGAUUGAAAAUAUAUUAAGAGUCAUGUUCUAUGUGGUAUUAAUUACUUUCUUAACACAAACAGUUUUAUCCAGUGAUUUGCCUACUAAUAAUUCAUCAACUCGACCGAUAGUAGAUUUAGAACUGGGUCAAUUGCAAGGUGUUCAAGAAACUAACGUCGAUGGAAAAAGUAAUUUUUAUGCGUUUCGAGGGAUUCCGUUUGCAAAAUCUACCGCUGGGGAGCUAAGAUUCAAGGACCCGGAACCAGCUGAAGCGUGGUCUGGUGUACGAGAUGCGAGUAAAUAUGGAAAUAUAUGUCCGCAAAAAGAUUUUCUUUUUGGGAAAGUGAUCGGAGGCGAAGAUUGUUUGAAUUUGAACGUCUAUACAAGAGAUUUGAAUCCUGAAGAACCACUUGCUGUGCUUGUCUGGAUCCAUGGAGGUGCUUUUAUUUUGGGAUCGGGAAACGAUGAUCUCUACGGUCCAGAUUAUUUUAUGAAAAAAGACAUUAUUUUAGUGACAAUAAAUUAUCGUUUGGGAAUGUUAGGUUUUCUAAAUUUGGACGAUGAAGAAGCAACUGGCAAUCAAGGUUUGAAAGAUCAAGUUAUGGCUUUGAAAUGGGUGAGACAAAACAUUAAAAAAUUUGGUGGUGACCCGAACAAAGUAACUAUUUUUGGCGAAAGCGCAGGCGGUGCUUGUGUUCAUUAUUUAACAAUUUCUCCGUUAGCAGAAGGAUUAUUUCAAAAAACUAUCAUUCAAAGCGGUGUUGCUUCAAAUCCAUGGGCCAGUGUAGGUUAUUCAAUGAAAGAAGAAGCUGCAAAUAUAGCCGAAAAUUUAGAAAGAAAUAUAACUGACACCAAAGAACUUAUUGAAUUUUUAAGAAACGUUGAUUUAGUCAGUCUAGUCGGGACGGAACAGAAAUUUUUCUCUCCGACAUCGAUGAAUUUUUUGGACUUAAAACUUCGUUUUGUACCGUCGGUUGAUUCAAAAUCUAAAAAUCCGUUUCUAAGUAUCCCAGUAAAAGAAGCGGUUAAAUCAGGUAUCAAAGUCCCUCACAUAAUUGGUUAUACCAGCAAAGAGGCGAUUAUUUUUGUAGCAGGUUUACGGGAUGAUCAAUACGCAAAGCUAGAAGCUGAACGAGACACGUUCUUAUUGCAUCCUGAAGAAAAACAAUUUUUGCAAGAGCGAAACGUAUCUCUAGAUGAUAUCACAAAAUUUUUUAUAGGUGAUAAAAAAAUCGCUUCUGAGAAUAUUCAGUCGUUUGUUGAUGUAGUUACAGCCAGAUUAUUUUUGAUUAACAUCCAUGAUAUUAUUAAAAUUCAACCUUCCAUUCCUGACGUGCAGACGUAUUUAUAUAAAUUUGAUUAUUAUUCAAGUAAAACUGCGAUCAUGCAGAAACUGUUUGGUACUGAUUUAGAAGGUACAGCACAUGGAGAAGAACUGCUCUUUCUUUUCUAUCCAAAAUUAAUGAAACUUUUUGGGUUUCAACCGAUUGAUUCCGAUUCAACGGAGAACAUAAUUAAAGAACGAUUCAUUGAACUAUGGACGAACUUUGCUAAAACUGGGAAUCCAAAUUCAGAACGAUCAGAAUUAAUUUCCAUUAAAUGGAAGCCAGUUGAUGACCAUCAAGAAUACAAUUGUUUAAAAAUAUCUGAAGAUCUUAGCAUGAUUAAAGAGAAUAAUAUUUUAGAUAAAAUACAACAAAAUAAGAGCCAAAAUUAGUGAUUUUGUAAGAACCAAAAAUACAUUUAUUGAAAAAACUUUUUAGGCACAAGAACUUAUGUUCUUGAAAAUUAUCAAGUAUAUAUUUUCUGUUCUGAAAAAUUGAUCGAAUUUCUUGAAAUAAUUGUUAUUUAAUCCAAAUAAAACAUUGUACUAUAUUCAAAUAAAAUUUUAUACCUAUUUUUUAUAAAUUUGGUAAUUAAUUUUAUCAAUUAUAAAAUAAUGUACAGCUUGACUAUUAUUAUUAUUACUAUUAUUAUAAUUCUCUGUAACUACUUACACCGCUAGAUGAUUAAGAGCGAUAUCUAUUAUUUUAUGUUUUUUAUUUAUUUAAAAAUUAUCAACUAAACAAAAAUAUUUUUG